Molecule: messenger RNA, 10367 nt
Organism: Porites evermanni
Lineage: Eukaryota; Metazoa; Cnidaria; Anthozoa; Scleractinia; Poritidae
Source: the annotation of a GenBank genome assembly
AUGCCUUUCAAACUGUCACUCGUGUACACCAACUCGUUGCUUAUUGGUGGUCAGCUUGGCCAGGCCUUGUGUAAGCUUGUCUAUUUCUUUGGUAACGUUUCCCUUUUCGUUUCGAUACAGAAUCUGAUUCUGAUUGCGGUGGAUCGAUUUGGGGCAGUGGUGUUUCCACUCCGUUCGCCACUCAUCAGAUCCAAACUAAGUCCCUUCUUCAUUCUUGCCACGUGGAUAGUGGCCGUAGCUAUCUCUUCGCCAUAUUUGAUCGCCGGCGAUAUCGUUGAAUCCCCAGAGAGAACCAUGUGUGUUAUUGAAUGGGAGAAAGUAUUCGGAGAAUCAAUGUCCUAUGCCAGUAUCGUACUAGCUCACCAAAUUCUGUAGAUAUACAUCCCUGUGCUGUUGUUAGCUAUUGUUUACUCCAUCAUCAUUACGAAGCUCAAGACACAGGCACACCCAGGUGAACAGUCCGCCAACACUCAGCAACAGCGGAAAAGAAGAAACAGAAACGUGCUUCAAAUGUCCAUUGCUAUCGUAACAGUGUUUGAAUUUUGCUGGUUACCACUCUCUAUCAACGUUUUAAUCGUAGCGUAUAAGGACAGGUCCACGCAUUUGUCGUGUAGUUUCUCGCUAUACUUCAUUGUCACCUUUGAUAUGUCUAACGCAUACUAAGCUAUCAACCCGAUUAUCUGUUUCAUUUUUAGCAGUAAUUACCGACAAGCUCUUAAAAGACUUAUAAAAUGUUCUUCUGCACAGGCGUAGGUCGCAAAAUGUGCUUUGGUUGAAGAUGUUAAGAGUCAGAGGUUUGUAGAACACGCGUGAAUAAAUGUGUCAUGACUUUCAGUGUAUUUUUAGUAGUAAAAAUUAUCGAAAAAGUCUAACUUAAAAGACUCAUGAACUGUUCUUUUGAACGGACGUAAGUCACAGACAAUAAUGUGCUUUUGAUUAAAUAUGUUAAGAUUUAGAGGUACGUGAAACACUCUUUAAUAAAAAAAAUUACCACGAUUGCCUUUGGCGUACUUAACAAAGCAUUAAUAAAAUGUGUUCAUUUUAAGUCUGCCAUGACUGCGAAAAGUGACAACAUAGGCCGCGUAUUGUAAAAGGUUGGGUGGUAAAUAAAUCUGAGGGACGGACCAUUAGAAAAGUUACUGGGAGCGUAGAAGGCGAUAUUAUACAACUGCACAAUUAACAACUGUUAAUUAAUGAAGAACCGCUCCAAAGUUAAAGAAAGAGGAUCUCCCGAAAAAAAAGAAACGAAUAAAACGGACAAUUACGAACAUCUGGCUGUUGAAAUUUUAGCGCCACUCCAAGGUUUGACAGCAUUUUUGUGUCGUCAAAAGAAGCAAAGAAAAAACUCUAUGCUUUUGUGGCACGUACGCCGUUCGCCCAUUGGGCAAAACUGAUACAUGUACCAAGAAGUAAAACAGGAGUUAAGCGGCAAGGUGUGUCUUUUCUACAAAAUAAAUUAAAUGACAUUGCCCGUUUCAUACCUUUUGAUAGACAUUUUAAUUUUUUGCGUGAUGAAUUUUGAUCAACUAUGUUUACAUACAUAACGGGCGUAUUUCCACAUGCAAAUAUUAUGUAUCACACCAGUUGAAAAUGUUCGGCACCCAUAUUGGUUUCCAAACAUCUUUUUAAUCGAUUUCUAAAUACAACGACAAUGGCUUAUAGAUGGUUUUCACAGUCACGUCAUCAAAUUGUAAUGUCAAAAUAGCGAGGUUUUACGAAUUCUUAUAUACACUAGGUUGAAGACAAACAAAAAAUAAAUCUUUGCACAAGUUUCCAUUCCCCUAGCAUGUUUCAUUUCGAAAAUACAGCAAUUUGAACUUCCGAGUUUUCAUAGUGCGUGACACCAAAAUAGGAAUGCUGUCUCGUUGAAAACAUGUCUCUCCUGUUGAUUUUCAGCAGUAUAACCAUUUCAAGUAUUAGAAGCUAUGUUUAUGCGCACGUAUGCUAGUUCUCGACUGAAAAGAAAAAGCUUUUAUAGGAAAAAUGAACUCCAGAUGAUUAUGUUGAUUUCCGGCGGCUAUAGUAACAAUUAACGGAGUCAAAGAAGUAACGAGCCUCGUCUCUUUUGUUGAGAAAGAACCUGCUAGUUUCCCUUUGCCGACAGCAGACUCUUGGUUCUAUAAUUAUCCAUUUUUAGCUCGAUCGAGAGGUAAAUGAUAUAAAAACUGCCUAUUUUAUGCACACAUGAUAACAGGCAUUUAUUUUUGCCUCACAUUUUCCUUUAAUGGAAAGACUAAUGGCUUUACAACAAAUGAUUGACAAGAAAAACGCAUUUUGUUAUACUUAAUCCAUUUUGUCUAGUUUUUGCCAGGGGCAAAUUUUGUCCGCGGCGCCUUUAAAGAUUGCCCCCCAUAAGACAAAAAUUAGGAAAAGCGCGACAAACCGUUCGCAUUUGUUAGGCGUCAAUGAUGAGAGAAAAUUUGUUUAAAUAAACAAUUUUUCGCUAGUGAAAAAAGGCCCUACUAUCUUUUCAAUCGAUUUCUUAAUAUAGCCACCUGACUGUAUUCUGGCCAGGCCUUGUGCAAGCUUGUCCCUUUCUUUCGAGACGUUUCCUUGGAGGUUUGGAUUCAGAAUCUGAUUCUGAUAGCAGUGGAUCGAUUUGGAGCCGAGGUGUUCCCACUCCGUUCCCCACUCAUCAGAUCCAAGCUGUGUCCCUCCUUCAUUCUCACCACGUGGAUAGUUACCGUAGCUGUCAGUUCGCCAUACUUAUUCGCCAACAAGAUCGUCGAAUGCCCAAAGGGAACCUGGUGUGUUGCGAAAUGGGAAAAAGUAUUCAGAGAGUCAUCGUCCUAUGCCAGUUUCAUUCUAGCAAUCCUCCUUUUGUUUACAUACAUCCCCGUGAUUUUGUUAGUUCUUCUUAACUCCAUCAUCCUUAUCAAGCUUAAGACACAGGCACACCCAGGUGAACAGUCAGCCAACGCUCGACAACAGCGGAACAGAAGAGACAGAAACGUGCUUCAAAUGUCCAUUGCCAUCGUAACAGUGUUUGUGUUUUGCUUGUUACCGUGCGCUACUACCGUUUUAAUCAUAGAGUAUAAGGACAGGUCCUCGUCUUUCUCGUGUAGUUUCUGGAUAUACGACGUAGUCACCCUUUUUAUGGCUAACAUGUACUGUCCUAUCAACCCCCGUGAUCUGUUUUAUGUUUAGCAGUAAUUACCAAAAAGCUCUUCAAAGACUCAUAAAUUGUUCUUUUGCACAGUCGUAGGUCGCAAAAAUGUGCUUUUGGCUGAAGAUGUUAAGAGUUAGAGGUUUGUGGAACACUCGCGUGAAUACAUGUAUCAUGACUAUCACUUUUUUAGUAAUAAUUAUCGAAAAGUUCUUAGAAUACUCCUGAACUUGAAUGUUCCUUUGUACAGGCUAAGUCGCACAAAUGUGCUUUUGAUUGAAUAUGUUAAGCUUUACAAGGUACGUGGAACACUCUCGAAUAAAAAAAACACUACGACUGCCGUUAGCGUACUUAACUGAGGAUUAAUAAAAUGUAUUCAGUCGAAGUCUUCCAUCACUGCGAAAUGUGACAGCAUAGGCCACGUAUUGUAAACAGGUUGGGUGGCAAAUAAAACUCAGGGACGGACCAUUAGAUACGUUAUUGGGGGCGCAAGCGGGCAACGUACAACUAUACAACUAACAACUGUUAAUUUAACUGCAGAACAGCUACGUUUAAGGAAGAGGCUCUGCCGUAAAAAGGAAACGAAUAAAAGGGACGAUUAUAAACCUCUGUUGAAAUUUUAGCACCACCCCAAGUUUUGGCAGAAUUUUUGCGUCGUCAUAUAAGAAAUAAAGAAAAAACUGCAUUUUCCCGUGGCACGUACGCCGUUCGCCCACUGCAAAAAAUACAAUCCUAAAAGUUAAACAGGAAGUUGAAGAGGCAAGGUGCUGUCUUUUACACAAAAUCAAUUAAAUGAUAAUGCCCCUUUAAAAUGUUUCUAUAGACAUUUUGUCGCUUUAUAAAUUUUGUUCACCUGUGUUUAAGUACGUAAAGGGCGUAUUUCUACAUGCAAAUAAUAUCUAUCACACCAGUUUAAAAUGUCCACUUUAAUUGGUUAUCCAAAUGGCUUUAAAAUAGCAUUCAUAAUAAUAAACGUUAAUAUAAACGUUAUAAAUGACUCAAAUUAUUCUUAAGUGGCGUCAUAAUCCUACUUAAUAUCAUAUUUCGAAGCUAGGAAAUUUUGUUGUAUUUUCGAUCUUGGUAUCUUUAAAACUAACCCGUUUUCUCACCACCUGUCUAAGUGUAACUUCAUUCAAAAUUUGGACUUUUAGCACUUUCUUGUAUAUCUCUGAAACGACUUUUUUCGACUCGAACGAAUUUUUUUAAAAUCGCGUCACAUAAUCUUCAUACUGCAUAUAAUAAUGCCUCACAGAAACUUUCAUUGAGAUUGAUUCACUGCAACACCUUGAAAUUUCAAGACAAACCUAUCCUACUAACCGGCCAAAAAUCCGCGCUACAACAUUCACUGUUUUGACGUUGUGCUAAUUUUUCCAAAUUAAUGUGGACAGUACAUAUAUCCAUGACUAGUAAAUUUCAGUGUGAGUAUUGUCAAUGUUUUACAUUUAAAAGAUGCGAUAAAUUUAAACUAAAAUGUACUAGUCAUGGAGGUAUAUAUGUAUAGUGCGCAUUAUAGUGCGGAGAUUGUUUGCUAAACACCAAACUUUAAGUUCCUAGUGUUGGAUUUUCAGUAGCUGGUCUAGAUCACACAAAAUUCGGCUUUUAUCAAUUUUAUUGUUGUCAUGUUAAUAUCGAUUUUACACACAUUUCAAUCCAUACCCGAUUACUGGGGAAAAUUUUAUAGCGAUCGGACAAGGAAAAAAUCACUUUUAAGGUGAUUGAAAAAUACUGGUAUGGCCUCUGAAAAACUGUAUCGAAACACCUUAAUAACAACUAUUGUUUUCAGGCUUCUCAAGGUUUGAAAAGUUUGAAUCUUAACUGAUUGCCGCGGUGAAUAUUGCGUUGUACAGAAGGAGCGCAGCGAGCAUAAAACUCGAGAGUGGGGAAUGGAUCGAUCCAGCCUUGGAACUGCUUCAAACAGUUUACUGAGAAAACAAAGAACUACAAUGGCGAUAAAUUGCUAGUGUUCGUAGUUAAAAAACAAAAAAAAAUUCCUGCGCUCUUGAUUGAAAGACUCCCUGCCGGAUCACUCUUGACCGGUUGCCAAGUUACACUUUCUCGUGGGGCUAAGAACCACAUUUAUUUAAAAGAUGUUCUUGUCGUUGCAUUUUUACUACCUAUUUGACACAAAUUCAACAUACGUUUUGAAAUGGGCGUUUUGAACACAUUAGAAUAAACUAACAGCUCUACACUAGUGAAGAAUUUAAAAAUAACAAUGGUAAUAAUUAUAAUGAUAACUUCAUAAGAAUACAAUCCUGGUAUGUACAUGUACUGAUUUAAGCGAUGAAAUUGUAAGCAACAGAGGUUAUAGACUUCCAAAAAAGUCCUUCGUCCGGUUUCAUUCGCGAGGGCUAUACAAAAAGGGGAUGCUCUUCAGGGGUUACUGUAUGAUAUUAUUUAAAUUUUGUUUAGAAACCAAUUCUUUGUUCUCUCUCUUUGCUUUCCAUGGUUUUAUAUUGACUGGACAACCCAAGUUUGAAGGUGAAAUUUAAGAAAGAAAAUCGAUUUGACAAAGUAAAUAACUGGAAGGUUCAAUGCUAAUGAGUUUCUCGUAGCCAAUUACAAGACCUACUCAAGCAUUGAUAUGAGUUUCAAAGUGUUUGAGUCACUCUGGUCAUUAUAAAAAGGAUUGCCACAGCGUUAUCGAGUGCUAAAAUUGUAACCAACAAUUCGUAACAAUUAAAACCAGUCAAAGAAGUAACAAGCUUCGUCUAUUUGUUGAGUAAGAACCUCCUAGUUUCCCUUUGCCGACAGCACACUCCUGGUUGUAUAAAGACCCGUUUUUAGUGCGAUCGAGAGAUAAAUGAUAUAAAUGAAACUGCCUGCUUCAUUCACACAUGAUAGUAGGCAUUUGUUUUUGCCUCAUAUUUUCCAGUUAAGCCUGUUAAUUGUUUAAUGGCAGGCAGUUUCUCCCCUGCUUUCGGUGGCAGUUAACCUGCCAAAUUGUGUACUAUAUGAUCGUAUUGCUAAAGAUAACAUUUGACACACCUGUUUAAAUUGGCAUUAAUCACGUAUUUUCGAUUUUCUUUUCAAUCGUUUUCUCACCGUAGCUACAUGACAGGUUCACGCAGGCUGUACUUUGAUGUUACCAUGUAUGCAGCUAUUUCGAGAAAGGUUGUCUGAAAAUAUGUGUAUGCGACAAUCCCGAGAAGGUAAUAUGAGAUAUGAUCAAUACACUGUUCCUGACACCGAAGCUGUCGAACCUACUUUGGUUGCUCUCCUUAAGCACUCGCAAACAUACGUCUAAGGCCUGCCAAAUUUCUUUAAAGAACAGUCAGACCCCAAAAUUACCCACAAUGCUUUUCGGGAUUUUCGCGUACACUUUUUCCGAAACGGCCUUUCUCGAAAUAGCUGUAUCAUUGUCUAACGUGUACUGUGCUAGACUGCGAGCAGUCCCUCUUCAGUAAGUCGAGUCUAAGCUCGGCAGGACUGGAGAAAGCGAAAUGGCCGAGAGGGAAACUGUUGAGAGGCUUCGCAGGGGGCUUACAGUUGUCAAUAAAAUUUCUGACUCAAACAACAUACGCAAUAUACAGAGCAGUAAUUCAAAGUUUCUUGACUGCAUGUGUACAAUUCCGCAGGUACGUCGCCAAGUUAAGCAUGAAUUCAACGGCGAACGGAUCCAGCGGAUCUUGGAACUCCUUAAAUUUCUUUGCGUUGAAAAUCGAGUGUGUCUGAUCAUCAUCGUUUCACUGGUCGCAAAUUCUCUCAUUGUUAUCAUCGUUUGUAAAACGCCAAACUUAAAAAAACCGAUAAAUUAUUUUAUCGCAAAGAUAGCCUCAUCUGAUUUGCUGUAUCUAAUAUUCCUGAUACCUUGGCGCCUAUCCAACUUGCACACCAAUUACUCGUUUCUUAUAGGUGGUCAGCUUGGUCAGGCCUUGUGUAAGCUUGUCCCUUUCUUUAGUAACGUUUCCAUUGUCGUGUCGACUCAGAAUCUGAUUCUGAUAGCAGUGGAUCGAUUUGGAGCCGUGCUAUUUCCACUCCGUUCGCCACUCAUCAGAUCCAAGCUGUGUACCUUCUUUAUUCUUGCCACGUGGACGUUUGCCAUAGUUUUUAUUUCGCCAGAUUUGUUGGCCUUCGAGCUCGUUGAAUACCCGGAGGGAGCCAGGUGUGUACGGAGAUGGAAGAAAGUAUUCGGAGAAUCCUCGUCCUUUGCAAGUUUGCUUCUAGCUUACAACAUUCUGUUUACAUACAUACCUGUGCUGUUGUUAGUCAUUCUUUACUCCAUCAUCUUUAUCAAGCUCAAGACACAGGCACACCCAGGUGAACAGUCGACCAACAAUCAGCAACAGCGGAAAAGAAAAAGCGGAAACGUUCUUCAAAUGUCCAUUGCUAUCGUAACAGUGUUUGUGCUUUGCUGGUUACCUUUCAGUACUAACCAUUUAAUGAUAGCGUAUCAGGAUAGUGCUGCCCAUUUCUCGUGUAGCUUCCAGAUAUACUUUGAGGUAACCUUCUUUCUGGUUCACGCUUACUGUGCUAUCAACCCGAUUAACUGCUUCAUGUUUAGUAGUAAUUAUCGGCAAGCGGAUCCAGACCUUGAGAUAAGGAGGGGGUGAUCAUCCAGACCCUUAGAUGAGGGAAGGGGCAGGUCUCAAAAAAAAUUUUUUCGACCCUUCGGGCCUUAGUUUGGUCUAAAAAUAAAGGGGAACGGGCCCGCCCGGGCCCUUCCCUUGGAUCCGCCACUGAAUAAACUCAGGGAUGGACCCCGCACCCUCUCAGCAGCAGAGCUGUUCAUUCGCUCGCUCGGUCACUUGGUGUCACUCAACAAAUUAGGAGGUUCUGCUCGCAGGUUGAGAUGGACCAUUAGAAACGUUAUGGGGGAGGGGGGUGGGUGAAGUACAAAAUAAAUAUUCAUGCAAGGGGGAAAUAAGCUGAAAAAUAAAGAGAAAUGUUAACGAAAAAUGAUAUGUAUCAUAACAGUUUUCAGGGAUCGAUUUCUAAAUAAGACAAACACAAUGGCUUAGUAUUCAUUAAUCUGCUCGCUGUAGUAUAGCAGGGGCAGCGAUUCCUUUUUCGUUUUUUCCGCCCCGCGAACAUUUCGCGUGUCUUUCCGCCCGACUAUCUGAGAGCCUGGAACAGCUCAGUUUAACCAAUGUAAAGAAGUAGGAAUGGUAACGGAUGGAAAAAAGACUUAGUGCCGCGUAUCAGCGACAGAACUGAUGUAAUUGCAGGUGUUCAAUCCAGGCCGCUGACAUGCGCGGGAACAGAAGACGCGUCGUCUGUGGAACAGACCAUCAUGUUCCUUAAACUGACGUCGCGCUUGUAAGCCGCAAAAGGUGGUUGCAUGAGGAAAGACACAUCGAGUUUGCUCAUUUGUUGAACAGAAUAGAGUGCGAAAGUUCUGUAGUAGAAAUCGUUUGACCUAAAUGUUUAACCGGCGGUAUAUGAGAUCAAGCCGUACUCUAUCAACGUUACGUCACGCUUUUAGCACGGGAGCAGCGCGUCAUGACGGUUAUGGUUGCAUUGAUAUGAGUUACGCGGGUAAGUUUUCAGGUCAUUCUUAAGAUAAAAUGCCACAACAUUAUCGAGAGACAAGAAUUGUAGUAAAGAAAUACUGAAGGUUGUAGCAAUUAAAAGCUGUCAAAGACACGUAAGCCUUGUCUUUUUGUUUAAAGAAGAACGUUAAUUUUUUUAUAACCUCCUAUUUUAAGUUCGAUCGAGAAGUGAAUGCAUAAAAACUGCAUGUUUUAUGCACACGUGAUAACAUGCAUUUAUAGUUUUGCCUCAAAUUCCUGUUUAGCCUGGGCUUUUAUGGCUUAAAGUCAGCUACACCCCUCAGUGCUUCCUGUAUUUAACUAUCAAAUAGUGCAGUUGAUGAUCGAAUAAGCGUAUUUUCAAAUUGGCACAUCAACUAACAACACUUCCAUUUGUUAAUGGAAAGAAUAAUGGCUUUACAAUAAUUGACAAGAAAAACACAUUUUAGUCUAUUUAAUCGAUUUUGUCUAGUUUUUGCCAGGGAGAAAAUUUUGUCGGCGGCGCCUUUGAAGAUUGUCCCGUCUCAGGCAAAAUUUAAAAAAUGCGCGACAAACCAUCCGCAUCAUUUAUUAGGCGUUGAUGAUGACAGGAUAUUCCGCUAUUCAUAAGCUCUCUUUACAUUUUCGCCGAAAGCAUAUUAGUUUUGAAAAGUAGGUUGUUACAUAAAUGACAAUAAACUCAGUCCUUUCUCUUUUAAAUGACUCUCGUCAUUAAACGCCCCUCUUGGAACCCUGAAAGUAGUAAUCUUUAUUAAAUACAAAUGAAGUGUCACAACGUUAUCGAAAAAAAAGAGCUGUAGCCAACAAGUACCGAAUUUUGUAACAACUAAAACUGAGCAGUCAAAAGAGUCUGAACAAGCCCUUGUCAGAAGAACCUGCUAGUUUCUUUUUGCCGACACCAGACUUCUGGUUUUCCCAUUUUUAGCUCGAUCGAGAAGUAAAUGUUAUAAAAACUUCAUGUUUUAUACACACGUGAUAAUAUGCACUUAUUUUUUCCUCACAUUCACCUGUUAAGCCUGGGCUUAAUGACCUGAAGGGAGCUUCGCUUCUGCUUCCUGUGGUUAACUGUCAAACUUGUGUAGUUGAUGAUGGUACUACCAAAGAUAUCAUUUUUUAAUGUGUUAAAAUACACUUGUUUAAUCAUCUUCUCAAUCGAUUUCUUAAUACAACCACAUGACCUAAAUGAAGUCUUCUGGUUGGUUUGUAACAUACUAAUACCAAACUGUUUCUGUCAAAAGGUCAGUCGGCGGAUAAUGCCGGAACAUCACAAUACAAAGUCACUUUUUGAAGGCCUCAUAGGACAGCUGUGCUGUGGCUUCGCCGGGGGCUUAGAAUUGUCAAUAAAAGUUCUGACUCACACAGGAUACGAAAUAUACAGAGUAGCAGUUCAAAGUUACUUAACUGCAUGUGUACGACUCUGUAGAUACGUCGCUAAGCUAAGCAUGAACUCAACGGCGAACGGCUCCAGCGGAACUUUGAGCUGCUUAAAUUUUACUGCGUUGAAAAUCGGAGGAACCGUUACCUACUGUCUGAUCUUUAUCGUUUCACUGGUCGCAAACUCUUUAAUUGUUAUCCUCGUUUGCAAAACGCCGAACUUAAAAAAACCGAUAAAUUGUUUCAUCGCAAACAUGGCCUCAUCUGAUUUGCUGUUUCCAAUAUUCUGGAUACCUGGAUCCUGUCACACUUGCACACCAAUUACUCGUUUCUUAUCGGUGGUCAGCUUGGUCAGGCCUUGUGUAAACUUGUCCCUUUCUUUGGUAACGUUUCCUUUGUCGUUUCGAUUCAGAAUCUGA